AUGCAAUCGAAUUCAUCAUCGCCAUCGCCAUUAUCAUCAUUUAAUUCGAAAAAACGAUUUUCUUUAGGUUCAUUACGUAGACACAAACAACAAUCUACUACUACUACUACUCAACAAGAUCAAACACAAUCUAGUCUCCUUACUAGAAAUAAUUCAAUUAAUAAUAAAUCAACUAAAAUCAUAACAAAUGAUACUGAUUCAUCAACAAUUAAACCAGAAAAGAAUAAUAGUGGUCAUAAUAGUCAUAGAUUAUCAAAAUUAUUUAUUCGAAACAAUAACAACAACAAUGAUGAAGAAGAAGAAGGAUUUUUAGAUGAUUCAAGUACAAUAAUUACUCCCACUAUAAAAUAUUUCAAUAAUACUAUUUCUCCAUCUUCAAAUUCAAAUUCAAAUUCAAGUUUCUUCUACAAUAAGAACAAGGCCCCUACUAGUAAUAGUAGUGAUGGUAGUAGUAAUAGGAAAUUCAAAACUUCAUCCUUAUCUAAUAAAUCACCAUUAUCGAAAACAUUUAAACGAGCAUAUACUAAAGUAUUCAAGAAAUCACAAAUAAUCGAUACUAAUAAUAAUAAUAAUAAUAAUGAAAAGCCAAGAUUAGUGAUUAGGAAAACCAUGUUACAUGAUAUAUUACCAUCUGAUUCAGAUGAAAACGAAGAUAAUGAGAAACAAGAAGAGGAAAAAGCAGAAGAAGGAAUUAAUAAAGUGUCACCCAAUCAUAAUGACAACAACAACAAUAAGGACAACAAAAAAGAAGAUGAGGGAAUUGAAAACCAAAUUUGUAUACAUAAAUCAUUAAUAUUUCGUGAUGUAUUACCUACUAAUAAAUCAAAUCAUACUGCUAAUAUAACUAAAGAAAAUCAAUAUUCUGAACAUAUAACUAUUUCACCAAUUAUUAUUUUGGAUUAUAUGAAUGAUUUGAAUUUGAAAUAUCAAUAA
This is a messenger RNA of Candida albicans SC5314, 933 nucleotides long. RefSeq lists its product as uncharacterized. The record is from RefSeq and is a predicted model, not a curated record. The transcript has a single exon. Bases 1 to 933 code for a protein of 310 amino acids. NCBI's taxonomy places the organism in Eukaryota, Fungi, Ascomycota, Pichiomycetes, Serinales, Debaryomycetaceae.